UUCAAGCUCCGCGCGCGAGCCGAGCUUCAGGCCCACGGGCGGAAUCCGCGCGCCCUGUGUCGCUUCUGCGUUCCGUCAUGUUCCCGGCCGUCUCCUCUCCGCGGACACCGGGGCCCGGGACCCGAAGGGGCCCGCUGGGCGGAGUCGGGCCGGGCUCCACGCCCCGGGCGACUAGCAGGAAAGGUCUGUCCCUGGCGUCGGCAGUCAGCUCCCCGGUGCUCUUUUCGCCGGUCGGCCGGCGUAGCUCGCUGAGCUCGCGAGGAACACCUACACGAAUAUUGCCACACCACUGUGUAACUGAGUCUAUGAACUAUGAUGUGAAAACAUUUGGAUCUUCUCUUCCUGUUAAAAUAAUGGAAGCCUUGACAUUGGCUGAAGUUGAUGAUCAGCUGACUGUUCACAUAGAUGGAGGUGGAUGGGCUUGUCUGGUCUGCAAAGAGAAACUCAUUAUUUGGAAGAUUGCUCUGUCACCUAUUACUAAGUUAUCUGUUUGCAAAGAACUUCAGCUGCCGCCUAGUGACUUCCACUGGAGUGCUGACUUGGUGGCUCUCUCUUAUUCUGAUACUGCAGGUGAAGCACAUUCUACUCAGGCUGUUGCUGUCAUGGUUGCCACCAGAGAAGGAUCCAUCCGCUAUUGGCCAAGCCUUGCCGGUGAAGAUAUCUACACAGAGACCUUUGUAGAUUUGGGAGGUGAUAAGACUUACAGUUUCCUAACAGCAGUGCAGGGAGGAAGUUUUAUUUUGUCCUCAUCGGGAAGCCAGCUGGUUCGGCUGAUACCUGAUAGUUUAGGAAAGAUUCAUCAACACAUUCUGCCUCAAGGACAAGGCAUGCUUUCAGGAAUUGGUCGGAAGGUCUCUUCUCUUUUGGGAAUUUUAUCUCCAAGUAGUGAUCUCAUCCUUUCAAGUGUCCUCUGGGAUAGAGAGAGAGCAAGCUUUUAUAGCCUGACAAGUUCGAACAUCAGUAAAUGGGAAUUAGAUGAUUCUUCAGAAAAACAAGCACAUAGUUGGGAUAUAAGUAGAGCCCUGAAGGAAAACAUUACUGAUGCUAUUUGGGGAUCUGAAAGUAACUACGAAGCUAUUAAAGAAGGGGUCAACAUUCGGUAUUUGGAUUUGAAGCAAAACUGUGAUGGGCUCCUGAUUUUGGCAGCCGCAUGGCACCCAGCAGACAAUCCAUGUCUCAUCUAUUACUCUCUGAUAACAGUAGAAGAUAAUGGCCACCAAAUGUCUGAUGCGGUAACUGUAGAAGUCACUCAGUAUAAUCCACCUUUUCAGUCUGAAGACUUGAUCGUGUGUCGGUUGAUGGUCCCAAACUUUUCAAAUCAGACUGCCUAUCUGUAUACUGAAAGUGCUGUCUAUGUGUGCACCACAGGAACUGGGAAGUUUUCUCUUCCUCGGGAGAAAAUUGUCUUUAAUACACAAGGAGAUAGUAUUUUAGGAGCUGGUUCCUGCGGUGGUUUUCCUAUCCUUUUUUCGAGAAACAGUGGGUUGGUGUCUAUUACUUCAAGGGAAGGUGUGUCCAUAUUAGCAGAAGAUCUUGAAGAUUCCCUAGCAUCUUCAGUUGCUGGACCCAGCAAUGAGAGUAUGGUUUUUGAGGCUUCUACAAAGAAUGAAACCAUUGCCCAGGAGGAUAAAACCAAAUUGUUAAAAGCUGCUUUUCUGCAAUACUGCAGAAAAGAUCUAGGUCAUGCUCAAAUGAUGGUUGAUGAGCUCUUUUCCUCCCACUCUGAUUUGGAUUCUGAUUGUGAACUAGACAGAGCUGUUACCCAAAUCAGUGUAGAUUUGGUGGAUGACUACCCAGCCUCUGACCCACGAUGGGCUGAGUCUGUCCCUGAGGAAGCACCUGGAUUUAGCAAUACAUCACUGAUUAUUCUUCACCAGCUAGAAGAUAAGAUGAAAGCCCAUUCUUUCCUUAUGGACUUUAUUCACCAAGUUGGCUUAUUUGGACGUCUUGGCACUUUUGCAGUAAGAGGGAUGCCCAUGGCAACUCGACUGUUGCUCUGCGAGCAUGCGGAAAAGUUAUCAGCCGCCAUUGUUCUCAAGAACUACCACUCCAGGCUCUCGGACCUGCUGAACACAGCAAUAAUGAUUGCUUUAAACAAGAGGGACUGUGAAAUCCCAUCCAACCUGACUCCCGCAGAUGUCUUUUUUAGAGAAGUGUCCCAGGUAGACACCGUCUGUGAGUGCUUACUAGAGCAUGAGGAGCAGAUCUUAAAGGAUACAUCAUUGGAAUCCGUUGAAUGGGCUGAGGUGGUCAUCAAUGUGAACAGUAUUCUCAAGGACAUGCUACAAGCUGCUAGUCAUUAUCGACAAAAUAGAAACUCCUUAUAUAGAAGAGAAGAACCACUAGAACAAGAACCUGAAUAUGUUCCUUGGACAGCAACGAGUGGUCCUUCAGGCAUCCGAACAGUAAUAGAACGCCAGCAUGGAAUUGUCCUGAAAGUGGUUUAUCCUCAGGCAGACAGCAACCUCCGAAACAUUCUGACAGAGCAGCUGGUAGCACUGAUUGAUUGCUUCCUGGAUGGUUAUGUUUCCCAGCUGAAGUCUCUGGACCGAUCUGGUGAUCAAGAAAGAUAUAACAGUCUGGAAAUGGAAUACCUACAGAAAAGAUCAGAUCUCUUAUCUCCACUUCUCACACUAGGCCAGUACCCGUGGGCUGCUUCAUUAGCAGAAAAGUACUGUGACUUUGAUAUCUUAGUACAGAUGUGUGAGCAGACCGACAACCAGACCAGACUCCAGCGCUACAUGACCCAAUUUGCUGAUCAGAAUUUUUCAGACUUCCUCUUCCGUUGGUAUCUAGAGAAAGGAAAGCGAGGCAAAUUAUUAUCUCAGCCCAUUUCUCAGCAUGGAGAGUUGGCGAAUUUUUUGCAGGCUCAUGAACAUCUCAGCUGGUUACAUGAAAUUAACAGCCAAGAAUUAGAAAAGGCUCAUGCAACACUUCUGGGUUUGGCAAACGUGGAAACUCAUUACUUUGCAAAGAAAAAAACCCUUCUUGGUUUGAGUAAAUUGGCUGCAUUGGCUUCAGACUUUUCAGAGAAUAUACUGCAAGAAAAAAUUGAAGAAAUGGCUGAGCAGGAGCGCUUUCUUUUGCACCAGGAGACCCUGCCUGAACAGCUGCUGGCGGAGAAACAGCUAAGUCUCAGUGCGAUGCCAGUGCUGACUGCCCCUCAGCUCAUCAGCCUGUAUAUCUGUGAAGAAAACAGAAGAGCUAAUGAAUAUGAUUUCAAGAAAGCUUUGGACUUGCUGGAAUAUAUUGAUGAGGAGGAAGAUGUAAAUAUAAAUGAUCUAAAACUGGAAAUCCUUUGCAAAGCUCUUCAGAGAGAUAACUGGUCUAGUUCAGAUGGUAAGGAUGAUCCAAUUGAAGUAUCUAAAGACAGUAUAUUUGUGAAAAUCUUACAGAAACUUUUAAAAGAUGGCAUUCAGCUCAGUGAAUACCUGCCAGAGGUGAGAGACCUCCUGCAAGCCGACCAGCUUGGAAGCUUAAAGUCUAAUCCUUACUUUGAGUUUGUUUUGAAAGCAAACUACGAAUAUUAUGUUCUGGGACAAAUGUAACUUUUUCUAAAAAUGGUCACUGUCCCUGAAAAUUUGUGUAAGCAUGUCCUUAUAAAAAUCUUAGGCCUUAAACAUCUAAAAAUCUGUAGUUUUAUAACAUGUAUUGCUGAAUUUUGUAUACUUUAUUUGAAAGCUGCUACAAAACAGCUGUGUGACUGUAGUUUUGUUCUUUUGCUACAAGAUAUCUUCUCUCCUUUUUGCAUCUAAAAUGUAUCACUUGUUAUUUCCAUGCUUGCUACCCUUUCUUCCUCUUCUCAUUCUGUCAGGGGUUCUGGAGUUCUUAACUCUGGUUCUGGCUACUUGUGUGCACAAAGCACUUCUCGGCCUCAGUUUCUGUAACUUUAAACAUGACAAGAUUGCACUGAUUGUCUCUGAAAUGGCUGUGACUCUGCACUGAAGAGAAUCUGGAGUAUUUGGUGUCUUUUGGUUAGAGCUAGUGGGAAAUAUGUAGUAAGAUAGAUGUCAGGUUUGCUGACUUGCUAUAGGACUAAAAGACUAAACAAGGCAUAAUUCAUGUGAGCUUAAGAACUGAUUAAUUCAUUGGGAAAAUAUUAAACAUUUCUGUGUAAAUAAUAGAGUAUUAAUGAGAGGAGUGAAUAAGAC
Molecule: messenger RNA, 4151 nt
Organism: Odobenus rosmarus divergens (Pacific walrus)
Lineage: Eukaryota; Metazoa; Chordata; Mammalia; Carnivora; Odobenidae
Gene: NUP133
Product: nucleoporin 133kDa
Exons: 26
Coding region: 78-3548 (1156 amino acids)
Biological process (GO): poly(A)+ mRNA export from nucleus; protein import into nucleus; transcription-dependent tethering of RNA polymerase II gene DNA at nuclear periphery
Cellular component (GO): nuclear pore outer ring
Molecular function (GO): protein binding; structural constituent of nuclear pore
Source: RefSeq, a predicted model, not a curated record